UGAUUGUAUGUGCAUUGAAUAGCCAGUUGUAAAGCUAAAUUGACUUAAGAAUUAUUGCAUUCGCAUUUUAGUUGUGAUAGUGUAAAGGUCGUGUGUUCGCUUCUUAAUUAGUAAACAAAAAUUUUAAAAAAAUUAAAAUAUUUUUUAUAUAUUUUUGCAAGUUUAUUGGCAAAUUAAUUAAAAUAUGACCAGAGCUAAUAUCAUUUGGUUUCGACACGGGCUACGUUUACACGAUAAUCCAGCUUUAUUAGCCGCUAUCGCUGAUAAAAACGAUGAAGUGGCUUUACUUCCCGUAUUCAUAUUUGAUGGAGAGAGCGCUGGUACAAAAUGUGUUGGCUACAAUCGUAUGCGUUUUUUAUUAGACUCUUUACAAGAUAUAAAUGAGCAAUUGCAAGCGACUAGCGGUGGAAUAGGUAGACUUUUUAUCUUUCAGGGUAAUCCAGUGAGCAUUUUUCGCCGCUUAAACGAUUUUGUCAAUAUACAGAAAAUAUGUUUUGAGCAAGAUUGUGAGCCUAUAUGGAAUGAACGUGAUAAUUCUGUAAAAGAUAUGUGUCAAGAGUUAAAUAUUGAGUGGGAAGAAAAGGUCUCUCAUACACUUUGGGAUCCACGCACUGUGAUUGAUACAAAUGGUGGUAUACCCCCUUUAACCUAUCAGAUGUUCUUGCACACUGUACAAAUUAUUGGACUACCACCUCGACCUGUUGAGGAUCCAGAUUGGCAGGGAGUUCCAUUUCUCGAGUUACCUAAUGAGCUAAUGAAUGAAUUGCAUUGUUUCCGUAAGACACCUGUACCUGAAGAUUUUAAUAUUUAUCCCGAUAAUGUGGGAUACAUGGUAAAAGUAAACUGGAUUGGUGGUGAGAAACAAGCAUUGGUACACUUAGAAGCGCGGUUAAAGGUUGAAGAAAAUGCCUUCAAGUGUGGUUUUUAUCUACCAAAUCAAGCAAAUCCCAAUAUUUUAGAAUCGCCCAAAUCGAUGAGUGCACACUUACGUUUCGGGUGUUUAUCUGUACGCAGAUUUUAUUGGGAUGUACAUGAUCUCUUCAAUAAAAUACAACAACAAGCUUUAAAUUCUGGCUAUCAUAUGGCAGGUGGAGCACAUAUUACUGGUCAACUCAUAUGGCGUGAAUAUUUUUAUACCAUGUCUGUUAAUAAUCCCAAUUAUGAUCGCAUGGACGGCAAUGAAAUUUGUUUAAAUAUACCAUGGGCACAAAAGUCCACCGAACAAUUGCAACGUUGGGAAAUGGGACAAACCGGUUUUCCAAUAAUUGAUGCAGCAAUGAGACAGUUAUUAGCAGAAGGUUGGCUACAUCACACUUUACGUAAUACUGUAGCUACAUUUUUAACACGUGGUGGACUUUGGCAAAACUGGGAACACGGUUUACAACAUUUUCUAAAAUAUUUAUUAGAUGCUGAUUGGUCAGUUUGUGCUGGUAAUUGGAUGUGGGUAUCCUCAUCAGCAUUUGAACGCUUAUUAGAUUCAUCUAUGGUCACAUGUCCUGUAGCUUUAGCUAAGCGUUUGGACCCUAAUUGUGAAUAUAUCAAGCAGUACGUGCCCGAGUUGCAGAAUGUACCAAAAGAAUAUAUACAUGAACCCUGGCGUAUGCCAAUGGAGCUACAAGAAAAUGUCGAAUGUGUCAUUGGAGUACAUUAUCCGGAACGUAUGAUAGACUUAUCAUUAGCUUCAAAACGGAAUAUGUUGGCUAUGAGAACUUUAAGAGAUGCUUUAAUUGCAGAAGGUGCACCAAAUGAUGGACCACCACAUUGUCGUCCAUCCAAUGAGGAAGAAGUUCGGCAAUUUUUCUGGUUAGCAGCUUAAUACUUUGGGGCUUACUUAAUGUACAAUGUAAUAUUAUUCCAAAUAUAUAUUAAAUAUAAAUGAAUAAAUGUGAAAUAUA
Messenger RNA from Teleopsis dalmanni, 1895 nucleotides. RefSeq names its product cryptochrome-1 (gene cry). Gene Ontology annotation, biological process: entrainment of circadian clock by photoperiod; circadian regulation of gene expression. Gene Ontology annotation, cellular component: nucleus; cytoplasm. NCBI's taxonomy places the organism in Eukaryota, Metazoa, Arthropoda, Insecta, Diptera, Diopsidae. Gene Ontology annotation, molecular function: FAD binding; DNA binding. Bases 185 to 1816 code for a protein of 543 amino acids. The record is from RefSeq and is a predicted model, not a curated record. The transcript is spliced from 6 exons.